ACAGAACGUUAAUGAUGGGCGGGAUGAAGGAAGGAACACGAAGAGGACCAUGGACAGAGCAGGAAGACCUGCAGCUUGUGUGCUUUGUGAGGAUAUUUGGUGAUCGACGUUGGGAUUUCAUAGCAAACCUCUCAGGGCUUGAGAGGACUGGAAAGAGCUGUAGGUUACGUUGGGUUAAUUACCUACACCCUGGCUUAAAACAUGGCCGCAUGACACCUGAAGAAGAGCAUUUGAUUCUGGAACUCCACUCUAAAUGGGGAAACAAGUGGUCUCAGAUAGCUGGAAAGCUGCCUGGUAGAACUGAUAAUGAGAUUAAGAACUAUUGGAGAACACAUAUGAGGAAAAUGGCACAAGAAAAGAAGAGAAAUUCACCCUCUUCUUCUUCUUCUUCUUCUUCUUUUUCUAAUGGAAUGGAGAAUCAAGAAGAGGUGAGCUUUAUUGUAACAAUGGCUGAAGAAAAAGAAGAGGAGGUGAAGGUGGAGGUUUACCCCAUGGAUCAGCUGUGGAAUGAGAUGGAGUUCUCUUCUGUUUGGGAGUGCUGAGAGUUGAAUCCUUGUGGAAGGAACGAGAUGAUGAGCCCAAUUUAGUUCCUU
Molecule: messenger RNA, 593 nt
Organism: Phalaenopsis equestris
Lineage: Eukaryota; Viridiplantae; Streptophyta; Magnoliopsida; Asparagales; Orchidaceae
Product: myb-related protein MYBAS2-like
Exons: 2
Coding region: 12-542 (176 amino acids)
Biological process (GO): regulation of DNA-templated transcription
Cellular component (GO): nucleus
Molecular function (GO): DNA-binding transcription factor activity; sequence-specific DNA binding
Source: RefSeq, a predicted model, not a curated record